Messenger RNA from Truncatella angustata, 1271 nucleotides. RefSeq lists its product as uncharacterized. The record is from RefSeq and is a predicted model, not a curated record. The coding region runs from base 265 to 1167 and encodes 300 amino acids. NCBI's taxonomy places the organism in Eukaryota, Fungi, Ascomycota, Sordariomycetes, Amphisphaeriales, Sporocadaceae. The transcript is spliced from 2 exons.
UGUUGUGUCUACCAAACACUGAACGAUUAAUUUAGCGUGCUCCGGAUAUUAAGCCACGAUGUUCUUUCGUCUUGCCCUCCUACAACCUCAUCUGAGCGAUACUGCGCCUUACUGGUUGGUUGCCUUGUGCGCUCUACUCCACUUCUCUCCCCAAUACCAUGGCCACGACUCCCCAAGAUGGGGCGCGACCUCUCAGGCGGUCAAACUGCAUCCUAUUAAGAACAGGCGUUGAUCCGCGCUUGAGGAUAACGUCGUGGUCAAAGAAUGUUAUGCAAGGAACAGAGGCACCGGUGUUCUUGUCAACACAGAAUCCUGGCAUGCAACCAUAAAACCACGCUCCGUUGUUUGAUCUGCUGUCCAAGUCCGAUAAACCUUUCGAAUAUACCACCUUGCAUAAAGCCACACGAAUCCGAAGCAGUAACAAUAAUGUCAGAUCGGAGACGAUACCAACGGGCGCACCCUCGCCAGGGGCGCUCGGUUCGCAACCGCCUGGAAGAUCAGCAUGAAGGCAGCAACGACUACGAUCUGACGGCAAACCAAACAUAUGCUCUCGGCACAGAUGACUCAGCAGAACUCGCCGAUGAAGAUCAUGGAUUUCCGCAUCAAAUGAAUACCCCCCUGGCCACGUUUUAUUCUCCAGCACAAGUCGAGAACGAUGACCAGUCGAUGGAAGAGUCUGCAACAGUCUGGCAAAACUACUCCCACUCUGGAGCCCGCUUCGAUGCACAUUAUACCACAUCGUGGUCCUUCAUGACACCCAGGACCUCGGCGUGGGAUUUCGCUCCACAUGGACACAGCGCGGGUGGAUAUUUACAGCCGUUCGUGAACGAGCCAGAUUCGUUGGAGGGGUCCGGGGACGGAAAUGGCCGCGAGGCCCCAGAAUCAGGCGGCUCGUUCUCAUCCAACGAGGCGGAACAGGGUUCAGUCGUCGAUGGUUAUGGCGGCAGGCGUGGGACGGACAGACGCAUGACGCCUACGCAGAGAGAAGAUGCGGUGCAUCGCCACAAUCCCGACGGUCCCAUAGGCAGCCGAGGUUUUGCGAGCCGGGAAACGCUGGAGAAUAACGUCCGCCAGUACGGCAACACAAUAUACCAAGCGCAGCCGAGCUCGUCGUCAUCGAAAGAUAAACACAAGAAGGUCAAGGAGAAAAGGAGCAGGCAGUCCUAGAGAUCAUCCUCGGGCAGACUUUGGUAAAUAUUGGAGUUUGUUGUGGCCAUGGUUCAGCUUCCCGCCACCAAUUUGGUCGUGGUUCUUUGACAAGACCCCCUAUU